Molecule: messenger RNA, 1072 nt
Organism: Maniola jurtina (meadow brown)
Lineage: Eukaryota; Metazoa; Arthropoda; Insecta; Lepidoptera; Nymphalidae
Exons: 1
Coding region: 175-1065 (296 amino acids)
Source: RefSeq, a predicted model, not a curated record
AUCUCGUAAGCUAUAAUUCAAAAGCUAUUAAAUUACUAUCACACUAAUCAGUCCCAGUGGUUUAAUUAAACAUACAUUGAACUGGCUCAAGGGAAUUAAUAUAUUACUCUAUUUAUACUUUGGUAAACGCCAAGAACUGCUUCAUUUAGAGCUUAGUGUCUAAACGCACAAGACAUGGAUUUGCAAUUAGAAAAGUUGUCUAGUGAUAGAAUAGAUGAAGACUUUAGUAGAGUUUUCAAUGGUUUUCACCUUUUACAAGGCCUAAUAGGGCGACUGAGUGUACAAAUUAAGUACGGAUUUGCCACUGGCCCAUCUCAGUGGUACUUUUUUUAUGCGAUCGCAAUUUUAACCACAUCCAUUCUAUGUUUAAUUGGUUUUACAGUAGAAUGUGAAAGUGCAAGUGGUUCCGUUUUGACAGACCAUUAUUUUAAGAUUGGGCACAUUUUAAAUAUGUGUCUUGUGUUAAAAACCUUUGUACGCGAUAUAAAAGGAAAUUCUAGCAGCGAAUUCUAUGUAAAGUUAAGUAAAAUAGACCAGAAUUUAAAUUUUAAAGACGGUAAACGAUGCAAUGAAAAGCUUGCAAAGUUUGUGAAGUAUUUUUCCACUGGCCUCUUGAUUUACGGAGUAACAUGGGCGAUCCUGUUUAACAUUUACUGCAUGAAAACAUUAUGUCCUUUCGCAUUGAUUGUUUUAUUGCCUGAAGUGGCAAGCAGCCUCGACAUAGUCAUACUUACCUUUACUAUUUACUUUAUUUCAAUUCGAGUCAAUUACAUAAACGAAACACUAGAGGCUAUCAAAAGCAAAACCCGAAAUGAAAUUAAAUCUUGUGAAAGACUUCUGUCAGAUAAGGAUUCAUGUUCUUUGGAUGCAAUACAAUGGAAUCAUUUAUUAAUGGGUAUGAGGAAUAUUUUGACUGUAAUGGCAGAUUUUGUGGAUUUACAUCAACAUCAGGUAUGUUAUAGAUUCAUCAUAUACACAUCCAAUAUCUUUACAUUGGCAAUGAUUUUUAAGGGUUUGUCUCUACUCAGAUAUUUUCAUUUACGUGUCAAACGCUGGUAUGGAUAAUGAUUAU